CCAAUUAAACUCACUGCACCCAUCAAUGCCUCUUUGUCUUCCUCCCUCCCUCUCUCUCUUUCAAUCACUCCAAGAAAAAAAAUUCUAAAGCUGCUUUCACCAGUUUCUCGCCUCCCUUUCUCACCUUCCAUGCACUUUUAAUGUCCCUUCACUAUAUACGAAGUUUCACACACAUUGCAAUCUUCCAUGCUUAAUGCAUUUCCCUCCAAGCAACGCAAGUUGAAUUCUCUGCUACCAGAAUUUUGGUGGGUCUUGAUGACGUAAAGGAACUGAACAUGCUUUUUUACUUCUUUGUUUUAUAUUUAGUGGUUUUUUGAAAGUUUAUAGUUGGGUGGAUGAACUAACUCAGACGGACAAAACAAAGCUAUAGUGUUUGAUUUUUGUCAUUUUGUCAUGUGCUAAUUAAGAAGAUAGAGAGGGGUUUAGGUAUUUUUACCUCUUCUUUUGUUUUGUUCUUUCGUGUUGAAUUAUUGGUUGGUUUGAAAAUCUUAGUAGAGGGAUGAGAAUUAGUUUUGGUUUUGGUGAUAAGAUCUACCAAUAAAGAUUUCAUUGUUUCAUGGCAAGGUGGCAACUUGGGAAUUAGGAUUUUGUUUUUUCAAGGAAAGAUUUUACAAGUUUGGAGUUGUAAGAUCAAAGUCCAUAUAAAGAUCAAAGUUGGGUUGAUUUUAGAAUUUGGUAUAGUUGAUAUUGCAAUAUUGAUACCCAUCAGACCUUUUUUUGACAGGGUUUGAUCUUGUUGAUUUGUUGUUGCGGGAAGAAGAUGGUUGGAAGUAUUAAGGCAGUGAAUCAUCAUAAUAACGGAUGUGGUCUAGAAGAGAAGCUUGAUGAGCUUCGAAGCCUUCUCGGCAAGGCUGAUGGUGAUCCAUUGAGAAUUGUUGGUGUUGGGGCAGGUGCUUGGGGAAGUGUUUUUGCAGCUUUGCUGCAGGAUAGUUAUGGUCAAUUUCGAGAGAAGGUCCAAAUCAGGAUAUGGAGAAGGCCUGGAAGAGCUGUUGAUAGAGCCACAGCAGAACAUCUCUUUGAAGUGAUCAAUUCGAGGGAGGAUGUAUUGAGGAGGUUGAUCUGGCGAUGUGCGUAUUUGAAGUACGUUGAGGCCAGGCUUGGCGACCGGACUCUUUUUGCAGAUGAGAUUUUGAAAGAUGGAUUUUGCUUGAACAUGAUUGACACACCACUUUGUCCAUUGAAGGUUGUGACUAACUUGCAAGAGGCUGUUUGGGAUGCUGAUAUUGUGGUAAAUGGCUUGCCUUCCACGGAGACACGUGAGGUGUUCGAAGAGAUCAGUCAAUAUUGGAAGGAGAGAAUCACAGCACCUAUCAUCAUCUCCUUGGCAAAGGGUAUAGAAGCUGCAUUAAAACCUGUUCCUCGAAUAAUCACACCUACGCAAAUGAUUAACAGAGCGACUGGAGUGCCAAUGGAAAAUAUACUUUAUCUUGGUGGACCAAAUAUUGCUUCAGAAAUAUACAACAAGGAAUAUGCUAAUGCUCGAAUAUGUGGAGCUGACAAGUGGAGAAAGCCUCUUGCUAAGUUUUUGAGGCAGCCCCAUUUCAUUGUAUGGGACAACAGUGACCUUGUCACUCAUGAAGUCAUGGGUGGCCUGAAGAAUGUCUAUGCCAUUGGAGCUGGAAUGGUAGCAGCCCUUACUAAUGAAAGCGCUACCAGCAAGUCAGUCUACUUUGCACAUUGUACAUCAGAGAUGAUAUUUAUUACUCAUCUACUGGCGGAAGAACCUGAGAAGCUUGCAGGGCCUUUGCUGGCGGACACAUACGUAACGUUGUUAAAGGGUCGUAAUGCAUGGUAUGGACAAAUGUUAGCCAAAGGGGAAAUAAGCCGGGAUAUGGGUGAUAGCAUCAGUGGGAAAGGAAUGAUUCAGGGUGUUUCAGCAGUUGGAGCAUUCUAUGAACUCCUGAGUCAGUCAAGCUUGAGCGUGUUACACCCUGAUGAAAAGAAGCCUGUUGCUCCCGUUGAGCUCUGUCCCAUCUUAAAAACGUUGUAUAAAAUACUGAUAAUAAGGGAGCAAUCAUCACAAGCUAUUCUGCAAGCGCUGAGGGACGAAACAUUGAACGACCCCCGGGAACGCAUUGAGAUUGCACAAAGCCAUGCUUUCUACAGGCCUUCUCUUCUUGGCCAGCCUUAGGCUACUUUGCGUUGCCAAAAAAAGUGAUCAUGAAGGAAUCAAUAAAACACAUGAAAGCAAUUGUUGUAUGAAGUUAUGAACACUCUGGAGUAAAACACACGCUGGUGUUAUCAUGUAUUCUGCAAAAUUGUCUUAUAAUUGUGAAAGCUCAAAGCCUUCAAUUAUCGCCUAAAUGUUAUUUUUUUACAUCAUGUAUUCUGUAAAAAUGCUAUUUACAGUCUUAUUUAUUUAA
Messenger RNA from Populus trichocarpa (black cottonwood), 2363 nucleotides. Its product is annotated as glycerol-3-phosphate dehydrogenase [NAD(+)] GPDHC1, cytosolic. The record is from RefSeq and is a predicted model, not a curated record. The coding region runs from base 761 to 2131 and encodes 456 amino acids. Lineage: Eukaryota; Viridiplantae; Streptophyta; Magnoliopsida; Malpighiales; Salicaceae. The transcript has 5 exons. Gene Ontology annotation, molecular function: glycerol-3-phosphate dehydrogenase [NAD(P)+] activity; NAD binding. Gene Ontology annotation, biological process: glycerol-3-phosphate catabolic process; carbohydrate metabolic process. Gene Ontology annotation, cellular component: cytosol; glycerol-3-phosphate dehydrogenase (FAD) complex.